AUGGCAGGGGUUGGCAGAGGCGACGGACAAGGACCGGCGGUCGGGAAACUCGAGUCCCAGAUUUAUUGUAUCAAGUACACUUUGUUCUGCUUCAACGUUGUACUGUGGUUAUUCGGAGUGUCAAUAUUCGCGCUAUGUCUCUGGAUAUGCUUCGAACCGGGUUUCAACGAGUGGAUGAGGGUAUUGGAGCUGCAGAAGUACUUCAUCGGCAUCUACAUCAUUCUCAUCGUAUCGCUGGGUAUCAUGAUCAUAGCGUUCCUUGGUUGCGGAUCAGCUCUUAUGGAGAACAUCUCCCUGCUACUCAUUUACAUAGGGACACAGGUGGGAUUAUUUAUAUUUGGUCUAAUCGGUGCAUGCGUCGUGUUGGACUUCUCGACGUAUGACUCCAGCAUCCAGCCUCUCAUCAGGAACGUGAUUCUUAGACUCGUGAACAACCCGCAACAUGAAGGCAGUCGCGAGAUAUUGAGGAUGGUGCAAGAAGGAAUUGGGUGCUGUGGGGCAGAUGGUGCAAUCGAUUUCAUAAACAUGAACAAGCCGUUACCUUCAGAAUGCCGUGACUCGGUCACUGGCAACGCUUAUUUCCACGGUUGCGUGGAUGAGCUGACUUGGUACUUGGAAGGUAGAACUGGCUGGUUAGCUGGCAUCGUUCUUGCCUCUUGCAUGAUUUGUGUAAUAAAUGCUGUCAUGUCCCUAGUCUUAAUCCAAGCUGUCAAGAAAGAGGAGGAAGAGUCAGUGGUGUAUAAAAAUUAAUGAAUAAAUUUUAAUAAUAUGUUAGAAACUUACUAAUUAGCUUUACGAUGUUAUAGAGAUAUAUUUCUUAAAUAAAAUUUAUUUUUAUAAAUUUAAUAUCAAUUAAUAUACUAUUUUAUAAUUAUAGAAAAAAUAAACAAGUUAUUGUGUUUACUACUCGUGAAAUAUUUUUACCACCGUUUUAUAGAUUUAGUUUUAACUGUAACACAACGAUAAUAGUUACCGUAUAUGUCACAAUAAAGUGGUUACCAACAA
This is a messenger RNA of Melitaea cinxia (Glanville fritillary), 1005 nucleotides long. It is a transcript of the gene Tsp2A, whose product is annotated as tetraspanin-2A. NCBI's taxonomy places the organism in Eukaryota, Metazoa, Arthropoda, Insecta, Lepidoptera, Nymphalidae. The transcript has 5 exons. The record is from RefSeq and is a predicted model, not a curated record. Bases 1 to 750 code for a protein of 249 amino acids. Gene Ontology annotation, cellular component: membrane.